AUGUCUGAUCGAGCAGAUAAAAUGAAAAUGGUAUCGAAAUUACCAACAUUAUCAGCUGAUAAAUCUGCACAGAAAAUUCAAGCUGCUUUUCGUACGCAUCAAGCUCGAUUGAAAUUAAAAAAACAGGCAGCAUGGCAAAUACAUGAAAAACUUGAAUAUUCUAGUGAACAAACUGAAUCUAAACUUAAAGAUAUGUUUGAAAAAUUACUUAAAGCAUCAGAUUUACUCUCACCAUCCGUUACGAAAUUACUUCAAAAAGCUGGAUUACCUGUAGAAGAACAAGAACUUUUAAGAUUGACAAAUCCUGAUAGUAUAACAGUUGAACCGACUUAUCAAGGACCUCGUAUCGACGGUCAAAUUACAAGACAGACCUUUGUAGAUCUCAUCGAUGCUUUUCGAAAAGGACAAAUUUUACAUGAAAAAUAUGUGUGUAAAAUUUUACAUCAAGCCCGUGCUAUACUUAAAAGUUUACCAAAUUUUAAUCAUAUUGAUUUAUCUAAUCUUCACCAUGUAUUUAUUAUUGGUGAUCUUCAUGGACAAUUAGCUGAUUUAUUACAUAUAUUUAGUGAAAAUGGAUUACCUGCAAAUGAUAAUGCAUAUAUAUUCAAUGGAGAUUUUGUUGAUCGUGGAAAUAAUUCAGUUGAAGUUAUUUUAUUACUUAUGAUUGCUUUAAUUCUCAAUCCAAGUUCAGUGUUUCUUAAUCGAGGUAAUCAUGAAGAUAUUAUGGUUACAGUUCGAUAUGGUUUUCAAAAUGAAGUCAACCAAAAAUAUGGAAGACGUAAAGCAUCAUUACUUGAUCUAUUCAAAGAUAUAUUUAGUUGGUUACCACUUUAUUCAUUUGUUGAUGCUGGAAAAUCUCGAUUUAUUAUAAUGCAUGGCGGAAUAUCGGAUAGAAUUAAUUUAAAAAAACUUAAUUCUAUAACAAGAAAUCGAUAUAUUUCGAUUGAAGUACCACCUCCAUCAAGACAAGGCGGAAAAAAAUUAACUGAAGAAGAAGAUAAUGAAUAUCGUCAAGUACAAGAUUUAUUUUGGAGUGAUCCUGAUCCUCACGGUCGUUUAGGUUGUCGUAAAAAUGAUGCAAGAAAAAUGGCCUGUUUUUUUGGUUCAGAUAUAACAGAACAAUUUCUUAAAAGAUACAAUCUUUCAAUGAUUAUACGUUCACAUCAAGUUAAACAAGAAGGUUAUGAAUAUACACAUGAUGGUAAAGUUUUAACUGUAUUCAGUGCAUCAAAUUAUUGUGGUGGAUCAAAUUGGGGUGCUAUUUUACAAUGGGAUUAUAACGAUGAAGAACCACGCAUAAUUUCAUAUAAAAUCUUAGCUGUUGAAAUGACAAAAUUAAGUUUUAAUAAAAAAGUAACAUUAUUCGAAGAUCCAGCAUAUCAUUCAUUAAUAGAAAAAAUAAUGACAAAUAAAAGUAUUUUACAAAAAGAAUUCGAAAGAGCUGAUGGAAAUAGAACAGAACAUUUACCUUUAACAAUUUGGGCAGAUAUAAUGGCGAAAGUACUUCAACUUGAUUUACCUUGGCUUACUUUACGUACAAGACUUGUACAAGAAGAUUCACAAGGAAUUAUAUAUAAAACUAUGUUCGAUGAAUUUAUUCUAGAUAAUUCAAAAUUUCAAAUGUCUAAUACCGGUAUUAUGGAAGAUUUAUAUAUGUGGAAAGAUAUGUUACUGACAUUAUUUAAUUUAAUUGAUUAUAAUCAUUCAGGCUUUAUAAGUCGAAAUGAAUUUGCUGAUGUUAUUAAACUGAUACUCCAUGGUGAAAAUGGUACUGAUGAAGUGAAUGAGGCGUAUAUUGAUGAACUUAGUUCAGCUAUGGACUUUGAUAAAAAUGGAAAAAUUGAUAUUAAUGAAUUUCUUGAGAGUUUUCGUAUUGUUCAUGUGAAGACAUCAAAGAAUUUAGAUGAUCGAAUAAAUAAAGUCGAACAACCAAAUGGAAAUACAACGAAGAAAUAUGUAGAAUCAAGUGGAAAGAAAUCGAGGAAAUUAUAA
Adineta steineri is the source of this 1992-nucleotide messenger RNA. The record is from the annotation of a GenBank genome assembly. NCBI's taxonomy places the organism in Eukaryota, Metazoa, Rotifera, Eurotatoria, Adinetida, Adinetidae.